Messenger RNA from Jaculus jaculus (lesser Egyptian jerboa), 309 nucleotides. RefSeq names its product gastrin (gene Gast). NCBI's taxonomy places the organism in Eukaryota, Metazoa, Chordata, Mammalia, Rodentia, Dipodidae. The transcript has 2 exons. The coding region runs from base 1 to 309 and encodes 102 amino acids. Gene Ontology annotation, cellular component: extracellular region. The record is from RefSeq and is a predicted model, not a curated record. Gene Ontology annotation, molecular function: hormone activity.
AUGCAGCGACUGUGUGUGUGCAUGCUGAUCCUAGCGCUGGCUCUGGCCGCCUUCUCCGAAGCCUCUUGGAAGCCCCACUCCCAGCUACAGGACACACUCUCGGGUCCAGGGACCAACAGGGGCCUGGAGCCACACGGGCUGGACCAGCUGGGUCCCGUCUCACACCACCGAAGGCAGCUGGGGCCUCAGGGUCCCCCAGGUCUCAUAGAACUGUCCAAGAAGCAGGGGCCAUGGCUGGAGGAAGAGGAGGCAUACGGAUGGAUGGACUUCGGCCGCCGUAGUGCUGAGGAAGGGGACGAGCAUCCAUAG